AUGCUGGAACCCCUCCCUGUAUUAGGCUGCCUGCUUCUCCUCUCCUUGCUGGGCCCUGGCUCCCCCUCUGACAGUGAUGGCACCAUGGUGAACACCACCAGUGGCCCUAUCCGGGGCAAGCGUCUCCUGGACGGCUCGAGCACUGUGACGGCCUUCCUGGGCAUCCCCUACGCUAAGCCCCCCGUGGGGACCUUGCGCUUCCAGAAGCCACUUCCCCACCAGCCCUGGACAGAUGUCCUGGAGACCACCAGCUUCAGCAACUGCUGCCACCAGCUUAUAUUUAAGACUUUCCCUGGUAUGGAAGUGUGGAUGCCCAGUGGACCAUUUUCUGAGGACUGCCUCUUCCUCAAUGUCUGGGUUCCCUAUCCCCAGCCAUCUGCCCCAGUCCCCAUCCUUAUCUGGAUCCACGGUGGGGGCUUUGUCGGUGGUGCAGCCUCCCUGCCCGCAUACGAUGGGCGCUUCUUAGCUGCUACUGAGAACGUGAUAGUGGCCUCCAUGAACUACCGGCUGGGUGCUCUGGGCUUCUUGUCUCUGCCACCAGCUGCCCCAGGGAACACUGGUCUAUGGGACCAGCAGCUGGCACUGCGCUGGCUGCGGGAUAACGCAGCUGCCUUUGGUGGGGACCCUGAUCGCUUGACCCUCUUUGGUUCAAGUGCCGGAGGCGCCUCAGUUGACUUCCACCUCCUCUCGCCAGUCAGCCAGACCCUGUUCACCCGGGCUGUGAUGCAGAGUGGAGCUGCUACUGCAGCCUGGGCUUGGGUGGCCCCAGAGGAAGCAAAGCAGAGAAGCCGGACCCUUGGCCAGCUGCUGGGCUGCCCUGAUGGAGAUGACACUGCCCUGGUGAGCUGCCUUCAGGGAAAGGAGGCAGAGGAGAUCAUCAAAAACCAGGUCUCUGUUGUGAGAGACCCAGCACUGCUAGAUUUCUUCUUCUUGCCCACUGCAGAUGGGGAAUUCCUCCCAGAUGUACCUCAGAAGCUUCUGGCGGCUGGAUACACGCAGUCUAUACCCAUCCUGAUGGGCUUUACUGCCAAUGAAGGAUCCAUGUUUUUGUUUUUGAAUGACUUCCCCUUCAACCUGGGAAAUGCCAGUGAGAUUGGCUGGGAGGAGCUGCUGCUGGUGGUGAGGAAGACAGUCCCUGGGGCACCAGAAGCAACUGUGAGGGCCAUUGCACAGCGGUACAGCCAGGAGGGGCAGGGUGUGGAGCAGCACCGAUGGGCCAUGGAUCACGUGGUUGGUGACUAUUACUUUUCAUGCCCUGUAGCUGAGGCAGCCAGAUGGGCAGCAGAGGCCCGGAGCCCUGUGUAUGCUUAUUACUUUACCCACCACACCACUGUCUUCCCAUUGCCAGAGUGGACUGGGGUAGCACAUGCCUCUGAAACACCCUUUGUGCUUGGCACCCUGGCGGCUACAAUUGGAGCCAACCAGAGGUACACCGAGGCUGAAGGAGAGCUGAGACGGAGACUGAUGCGGUACUGGGCAGAGUUUGCCAGGAGUGGGAACCCGAUGGCGGCAGAGGGCAGUGAGGAGCAGUGGCCCCCCUUCACUGCCACGCAGCAGAGUUUCCUCUACAUCAGCACGGAGCAGACCCAAGUCAGGGACGUGUGGCCUGCCCGGCACUGCAGCUUCCUGUCAUCGCUCCUACAUAAGAGUCAAGCCCCUCAGCCUGACCAUGCAGACACCCAGUCCCAGCUGAACAAGCAGAGACAGAUCCGUGACCUCUGAGGAGGGGACUGCUGGAUGCUUUCUGAUAUCAGUAGCAACUUUACAAUGCUUGAUCCAAUGCCAUGCCACGCCAGCGAACAAGUUUGCUGCAUCGCUCAUCUCUCUGGAGAACAUCUGUCCAAACCUCCUUGGACACUUCCUUUAAGAAAGCAGGCAAGACUCCAGAAAAAACCUGCAGCCAGGACUUCUGAGAAGACGCCAGCCAAGAACCCUUCAAAAAGUCCAACCAAGAGCCCUUCAAAAUGUCCAGCAAAGUCUCCUCAAAGAAGUCCUUCCAAAUUAAUGUGAUUAUAAAUUAAUUAUAUUUACAAUAUAAAUACAUUACUGUAGCUAUA
This is a messenger RNA of Alligator mississippiensis (American alligator), 2057 nucleotides long. RefSeq names its product acetylcholinesterase. The transcript has 4 exons. NCBI's taxonomy places the organism in Eukaryota, Metazoa, Chordata, Crocodylia, Alligatoridae. Gene Ontology annotation, cellular component: plasma membrane. Bases 1 to 1722 code for a protein of 573 amino acids. Gene Ontology annotation, biological process: choline metabolic process; acetylcholine catabolic process. The record is from RefSeq and is a predicted model, not a curated record. Gene Ontology annotation, molecular function: acetylcholinesterase activity.